AUGCGCCUCUUUCUGAUCCCCAUCUCGACUCGCCGAGCUUUAAUAUACGCGCGGCCCCUGAAGAGAGAGAUUUCGAAGCAGUUGUCUCUGACUGACAAGAUUACCAACAAGGCAGCGACGACAUGGGCUCAAUGGGAGGAGGCCGACAAAGGAUGGAAAAAACACAUUGUCUCCUGGGGCAAUCGGGUGCAGCAACGCAUCCCAUUUGAAGAAUGGGGCCUCAAGAGCAUUCCUUCAUUGAAUGCUCAGAAGAGAGUCAAUCCGGAUCAUGAGCACACCAAGGUGGACGUGCUGUAUCCUGGGAACGCGAUCCGGACCGAGAAGCUUCAGUCGAUUCUAAGGACAAUUGCAACGGCGCGGCAGGAUCUACAUCGCAGGAAAAUGUGGUGGAGCUUUCUUGCUUCGCCGUUGACAGCACCUGUUGCAUUGAUUCCACUGAUCCCCAACAUUCCGUUCUUCUAUCUGAUCUACCGAGGCUGGUCACACUGGCGAGCGCUGAAUGGCUCCAAACACCUUGAAUUCCUUGUCGAGCGGAACCUGCUCAACCCGGUCUCUGCCCCAGAGCUCGAAAACUUAUACGCCAAGCGGCUAUCCAGCGCUUCGAUAAUCACAGAUACCGAAAAGUCGCAUGCGCAGAUAGCAGAUGAAAUAGAACAGGGCGAAGACCGACUACUCCUGGAGAUGUCGGACGCUAGAAAACUGGCCACAAUCCUCGAUGCGCCAGAGCUCGCCUUGGAGGCUGAACGCGCCAUUGUCCAAGUCCGAGAGAAGCUGCAGGCUGAAAACAAAGCAGCAGAGGAGGGGCAAACCGAAAAGAAAGAUAUAUGA
This is a messenger RNA of Penicilliopsis zonata CBS 506.65, 828 nucleotides long. RefSeq lists its product as hypothetical. The transcript is spliced from 3 exons. Bases 1 to 828 code for a protein of 275 amino acids. The record is from RefSeq and is a predicted model, not a curated record. Lineage: Eukaryota; Fungi; Ascomycota; Eurotiomycetes; Eurotiales; Aspergillaceae. Gene Ontology annotation, cellular component: mitochondrial inner membrane. Gene Ontology annotation, biological process: proton transmembrane transport; potassium ion transport.